AUGGCUCAUCUCCAGAGAGAUGAGCAGCCACGAGGUCGCUACCGAUCUCGUGGAGUCGCUGUCCCGGUUGCCAAUAAGGACAUACGCAAGUAUGUCCUCGAGAGUUACUCGGCUGCUGAUGAGGGUUGGACUUCUAAACCAGAGAUCCCUGCCUCGGACGAAGUCAUGGGAAUGUCCGGGGAUGCAGAGGAUGAAGAUGUGAUUCCUCUGAUGCCGAACCAGAUCGCUGGUCCCUGGCCAUCCAGGGAGGCAUACCUCAGUGCACACUACGAGCUGCUGAGAGAAGAAUCCCUGGCGCCCCUCAGGGAUGCAGUUGCCUAUGUGAGGGAGAAUCCAUUGAUGAUGGAUUCUAAGGAAGUCUGCAUCUAUGAGAAGGUUCACAUCAUUGGCGUCACUUUCGCUCCGAAGGGAGUAGCCGCCAGGCUACAAUUCUCGACUGCACGAGCCGGCAAAAACAUCGUCUGGGAAUAUUCCAGACGGUUGAUGAGCGGUUCAAUUGUCGCCCUCUCUCCGGUUCAGGACCACUUCAAAUCCAAAUGCGUCGUCGCUGUGGUUGCUGCCAGGCCGCUCGAGCAGGUCAAGCAACAGCCACAUCAAGUCGAUAUCUUUUUCGCUCGUGUUGAAGAUGCGCAGUUUGACGUUCAGCAAGAAUGGAUCAUGGUGGAGCCAAGGACAGGCUAUUAUGAAUCAGUCCGAUACACCAUGACCGCUCUUCAGAGGAUGACCAACGAAAGGUUCCCUUUGGUUGAACAUAUCUGCAAUCUCAAAGCCACGAUAGAUGCUCCAGAAUACGUCAAAGAAAAUCCAGUUGUUGAUCUUUCUCCUGUGCUGGGCUCCGACGCACCUUGCAAUAACAUUGAUGUGCUCUCAGACUGGCCAGAACCACCAUCAGACGGUCUAGAUGCAUCACAAUGGGAGGCACUUCGUCAGAUUUUGACCAAGCGCCUGGCUAUCGUUCAAGGACCUCCCGGUACGGGGAAGACUCAUGUAUCGGUGGCUGCGUUGAAGGUCUUACUUUCCAACAUGAAAGUCGGAGACCCUCCAAUCAUAAUAGCCGCUCAGACCAAUCAUGCCCUUGACCAAUUGAUCAACCACGUUUCUCUCUUUGAGAAAAACUACGUUCGUCUUGGCGGAAGAAGCGCAGAUCCUGAGAUCAGGAAGCGUACGCUGUUCGAGAUCCGACAGAAAAAUCCAACGCCGAGCCUGAGUGGUGGUCUUCUUGCACCUGCUAGGAAAGACCUCCAGAACCAUAUUGAAUCUAUUACCAAGCUUCUUCAGCCUUUUAAGGCUGAGAAUUCUUCUAGUCCACUUCCUGCUUCGUUUUUUCUCGAGUACGGCGUGUUGACACCAGCCCAAUGCGACUCGUUGCGAGAAGGUGCAAAAGGUUGGAUAGGUUCUGGCCUUGGGCAUACAGAGGAUCCUAUGGCCACCUGGCUUGGCGAUGGUCUGGUGAAAUUCGAUGUCGUUUACAAAGAGGAAAGCUUCGGCUUUGAGGAGGAAGAUAUCGACUUGGAAUACGAACAGCUCAAAGAACUGGAAGCUGAAAGAGGCUUUGAAGACGACCUUGAAGCCCUCAAAGGCUUUCAUAUGCCAUUGAAAGAAGGCUUUGUUGGUCAAAGCAGUCCGUCCACCUCAGAGAAAGUCAUCCUCGAGACUCAUCUCAAGCGCCGUGAUUUGUGGCAAAUACCAGCUAAGAUUCGAGGCGCUGUUUACAAUGUUCUUUGCAAACUGGCUAAAGGAAAGGUUCUUGAGGCCUACCAGCGGCUAUUAAGAUGCUAUGAAAAGUCAAGCGUUGAGUUGCAGAUUGGAAAAUGGGAGAGAGACCUUGUUACACUUCAAGGUGCCAAAUUGAUUGGAAUGACAACGACUGGCUUGAGCAAGUACCGCACUCUUGUCUCUUGUCUCAAGCCACGAAUCAUCAUGAUCGAAGAAGCGGCAGAGGUUAUCGAGGCGCCGGUUGUUGUCUCCUGUGUUGAAUCUCUCCAGCAUCUCAUUCUUGUCGGCGAUCAUAAACAACUGCAAGGGCAUUGCCAUGUCCGUGACUUGGAAGGGGAGCCAUUCUUUCUCAACGUGUCUAUGUUCGAAAGACUCGUCCAUAAUGGCAUUGAAUUCAAAAGUCUCACGAUGCAAAGGCGAAUGGCUCCCGAGAUUCGACGACUGCUUACUCCCAUUUACGAAAACCUUACAGACCAUUCUUCGGUUGAGAAAUAUCCCAAAGUGCCUGGAAUGGGAGACAUCCGAUCUUUCUUCUUCUGUCACACAUGGCCGGAGAGCUCUGACAGUCUUGCAUCGAAGUAUAACCCCAAUGAGGCGCAGAUGAUCGUUGGCUUCUUCUUACAUCUGGUCUUCAAUGGUAUCCCCGUCAGCGACAUUACCAUACUGACCUUCUACAACGGCCAACGAAAGAAGUUGUUGAAACUAUUAAAAGAUAAUCGCUAUCUCCAAGGCCAGUACGUGAAGGUGGUGACCGUUGACUCUUACCAAGGCGAAGAGAACGAGGUGGUCAUACUUUCGCUUGUCAGAAGCAGCGAGGAAAACCAGAUCGGAUUUCUUUCUGUCGAGAACAGGGUCUGCGUGGCCAUGUCCCGAGCGAGACGCGGACUUUAUAUCUUCGGCAAUGGGCAAGCGUUGGCACAUGCGGACCCCUUGUGGUGGCAGAUCAUUAAGAUCAUGGGUAAUGACGAUAAUGAUCGCAGGCGGCUUGGUUUUCAUCUGCCGUUGACAUGCGGCAAGCAUGGAAAGACGACUUUUGUUCAAGUCAAAGAGAAUAAACCGAAUCCUGCUCCGAUUGUACUCUCGGAGAAGCUGCGAGAUGAUGCAAAACACGCUAGAUUCAUCCAAAGCUACAAAGACUUUGCGAACGGCGGGGCGAAGAAACACGAUGCUUUGCUCGCCGAGAAGGCCAAUGCUCUGGCUCUCGAAGAGAUGCAGAAACACCUUGAUCAGGAAGCCUGGAAAGACCUGUUUGGAGAUGAACCUGCAGAGGAAGAGGUAGAAACAAAGCCAAUGCUCGCCGUCACCGACAGUCCCGUGGGCAAGGGCGGUACUAGAGAGCGCUACGUGAAUUAUUUCAAUCCGGAUACAAGCCCGAAAAGUAGAGCGACAGAUGAUCGUCCAGUGGUCAGUCUUCUUGAUGACGGUGAGUGA
Messenger RNA from Rasamsonia emersonii CBS 393.64, 3147 nucleotides. RefSeq lists its product as uncharacterized. Gene Ontology annotation, biological process: regulatory ncRNA-mediated heterochromatin formation. The record is from RefSeq and is a predicted model, not a curated record. The transcript is spliced from 4 exons. NCBI's taxonomy places the organism in Eukaryota, Fungi, Ascomycota, Eurotiomycetes, Eurotiales, Trichocomaceae. Gene Ontology annotation, cellular component: nuclear RNA-directed RNA polymerase complex. Gene Ontology annotation, molecular function: helicase activity. Bases 1 to 3147 code for a protein of 1048 amino acids.